AUGGUCGGCAGUGCGCUGUAUGCACAGCUGCCUGCAUGGCUACGAGCAAUGGCCAAUCAGUCAAAGGAACGUCCAUACUUGAUAGUUGAAAGAGCCAUUGCAAUUGGUUUUGUGGCCUUCGUUCGAGGUUCGGAGAUAGCGCUGUGUUGUUCGCGAAAGUCUCUUCAGGGACAAAGAAGUUUGCUUCGUGAAUUAUCCUGUGAGUCCGAUACAGUUUGGUGCACUGAGUGGUAUUGGCAAGGAGUCCUUGUGUCCACAGAUAUAUGGUGGACUUGA
Molecule: messenger RNA, 276 nt
Organism: Cylicocyclus nassatus
Lineage: Eukaryota; Metazoa; Nematoda; Chromadorea; Rhabditida; Strongylidae
Source: the annotation of a GenBank genome assembly